AUGGCUACCAUUUCCGGAGUGAACCUCUCAAGUCCAAGAAUCUUGGCCAAGGCAGCCCAGACACCUAAAGUACAGCCUCUCAAUGUUGGGUGGCUCCGCUGCUCGUGGAAGCAAUCGACCCGAGUUGGAGCCAUAAGGUUGAGAGUCCCACCGGUUCAUGCUGCACCGGAUAAGAUAUCGGAUAAGGUAGAAGAGAGCAUAAAAAAUGCGGAGGAGGCUUGUGCAGGUGACCCCGUGAGUGGCGAGUGUGCUGCAGCGUGGGACGAAGUUGAGGAAUUAAGCGCAGCAGCAAGCCAUGCACGUGACAGAAAGAAGGAAUCGGAUCCAUUGGAAAACUAUUGCAAGGACAACCCAGAGACUGAGGAAUGUCGCACCUACGACAACUGAGUAAUGAAAUGAUAUUAAGUUUUAGACAUUUUAUUUCAUCUACAUAUUGAUUUGAAUUAAAGUUAUUGGAUGACAUAUCGUUGUGUAACUUUUUAAAGUUGUUGAUUUUACAAAAGUUGCAUGAAAUGGCCAUAAACUUGUCUUAGUUAAAAGCUUUAGAUAUUAUCUAAUGUAUUAAUCAAGUAAAAAUAUUGCACUCUUUAUAGAUUAA
Messenger RNA from Cucumis melo (muskmelon), 598 nucleotides. RefSeq names its product calvin cycle protein CP12-2, chloroplastic. The coding region runs from base 1 to 387 and encodes 128 amino acids. Gene Ontology annotation, cellular component: chloroplast. Gene Ontology annotation, biological process: negative regulation of reductive pentose-phosphate cycle. The record is from RefSeq and is a predicted model, not a curated record. NCBI's taxonomy places the organism in Eukaryota, Viridiplantae, Streptophyta, Magnoliopsida, Cucurbitales, Cucurbitaceae. The transcript has a single exon.